UGCUAAUGUAGGAUUGAAUUCUUGAAUUUGUGUUCAGCUAGGUUUGCAGGUAAUGCCGUGGACCGUACAUCAGGUUCAUGCUAUACCGUUCUAUUGUCUAAUGCGUAUUGUUACCAACUCACGUUAAAUGAGAGAGGAUCGUUGAGGGAUAUGCAGUGACUGGCGAACGACGACCUGUCCUUGAAAAGCAUCGAACAAUGGCCAAAGAUCCUCCUAUUGGUCAGACUUUGUGAUGGUUGAACUUGACAGAUAGAAGCCCGGGAUUAGCGGCGUAGGAUCAAGAUCAGACGGAUCUCUGAUCUUACCGGCUCAUUAAGUCAUCAUGGCUAUUGAUAUCCAGUGGUAGAUGGAAGGAUUCAUGAACGAGUUUGGUCAGUGAGGAUAAAUAGCUUUCAAAUUCUCGACAUAACAUCAUUUAUGCUUUGAGCUUUCACCAGUGCACAUCUACUACAACUUAACACUGAACACUAUCAUUAUAUUGAUCAUCAUUGCUUCAGCUUUCCGGAUAUAAGAGUAUAUCAUUAGAACUAUAUACCUUGGCAUCGUCUUGGACUUGAAUUAAGUGGAAUAAUAUAUUGGCAGCAUGGCUUCUCUGACUUCAAAGUACUUACAGCUCCCUGAUGCUAGCUUGUGUGAUAUUGGCAAACCAAGUCCAUUGGCCAUGUUAGCUGCAACCUGUCGAAAGAUUGGCACAUCACCAGGCGUGUCUUCUCGUCGAGUGUCCAGGAUAACUUCACCACAACCACAGCUCACUCCCUUGUCGACGUCCUCGCCUGUUUCUACAUCAUCGUCCUGUUCGUAUCUUCCACCUACUCCACCACCGUCACCACACAUGACAUCAUCAUCUCGGGCAUUGUCGGUAUCACCUCAGCCUACCGAGUUGUCGCCGCUACCUCUCCAAUCACUUAGCCCGAUCAUCCCUGAUCAUCAGCCAUGCUACUAUCCUCUAUAUCAACCUGUUAUGCGGUACUCUCCUUACUCUACUACACCUGUAUCAAGACCAAGAGUACCACCCUCAUCCAUGAGCUACCAUCUAGCUACCACUCCAUACUCAUCGUGUACUCCUAUGGUUGUACCAGUACCAACAUUCAACCACACACUUCAUUCAUCAUCGUCACCACCCAUGUUCGGGGUGUACCCUCAUCAUGAUCAACCCAUCCAUGCUACGAUGUCGUCAAUGAAGGUCCACCCUACGAGGAAUCGACGAUCACGCCGAGUGGUAGUCAAGGAUGAGGAAGAGGAGAUCAUCGACGUCGUAUCGCUCUGAAGAAUAUGGACCUUGUUUUGAUAUGGUACACGUAAAUAAUAUAUUUGAGAUUUGAAGCCGCUUGUAGCGAAUUCAUGUCUUUAGUUAUAAAUAAAUCUUUUUGAAAAUGCA
Messenger RNA from Lytechinus variegatus (green sea urchin), 1378 nucleotides. Its product is annotated as extensin-like. The transcript is spliced from 2 exons. NCBI's taxonomy places the organism in Eukaryota, Metazoa, Echinodermata, Echinoidea, Temnopleuroida, Toxopneustidae. The coding region runs from base 584 to 1267 and encodes 227 amino acids. The record is from RefSeq and is a predicted model, not a curated record.